UCACGUGAUUGGCUGAUCGGCCCACUGCCGCACCUCAUCGCGCGACCCGGCGAACACCACCUUGGUCUUGCACUGCUCACACAGGUACUCCGGCUCGUCCAGCAGCUCCACCAGUGGUAUCUUCUUCUCCUUCUUGCGGCCCUCGUUCUUUCUCUUGAUGCCCUCAUUCUCCUCACGCCGCCGCGCAUUCUCUGCCCGCACCUGCUGGAGGUCCCGCCGCAACUUGCUGCAGCGGUCGUCAUAGCACUGGCGACACAGCCGGAGGUGUCUGCAGGGCAUCUACAUGACCGAUGGGGGCGCGUCGAGGCAGAUGGCACACUCACGCCCAUCUCCCUCUGGCUGGGCCGCUGCCGGGGGCUGCUGUUGCCGGGGGCUGCUGUCGCGGUAGGGGGGCACUCAAGCUGCUGGACGAAGACGGCUGGUGCUGCUGGAUGCUCAUCUGGGCAAGCCUGUGUGUGUGUAUCAAUCGCAUCAUGCGCCGUGUGUGUGGUAUGGGAUGUGUGUGGGCCCGCGUACCUUCGCUCGGUCUCUUUGAGCCGCCUGGCGAGUUCAUCGUUCUUCCGCUGCAGCUCAGCCUCCCGCGACGACACUUCCACACUGCACACACACACACACACACACAGAGAGAGAGAGACACGGGAAGGUAUCUGAAUCGGAUUCGUUCCAUCCGUCCGUCAAUGUCCGUGUAUGUGUGCCACGCACCUAUCAUCUACACCAGCAGCAGCAGCCGAGGCGCCCUGUCCACCCUCAUCAUCAUCCAAUGGCCUGACCACACAUACGCAAAUCGAAUGACGUGACGAGUCGCCCAUCGCCUGUGUGUGUGGUGUGUGUGGGUGUGCCUGCCUACCCUAGUGGCUCUUCGUAUGGUGUUGCUGCUGCUGCUGCUGCGGCUGCCGGAGCUGCUGGUGUAGCACUGGGAUGGUCGUAGCUACUGGACGAGGGAGAGGCAUCAAACACGGACCUGACACAAUACAGCACAGACAUGGACAUUCGGAGGUGACUGUGCCGCGUGUGUUGAUUGAGCGUGUUUGCCGUGCCCACCUCAGCUCAUACGAUUGCGAGGAACGGGGCUCAUUCUGACUCAACGAGGCUCCAAACGACCUGAUACGAUGCAUGAACAAUAACCACCACCGAUGUGUCGUGAGCUGUCCUCAUGUCGGCCUGUCUGUUCCUUACCUGGGGCACUUGACGAGUGGCGGAGGGCCGCGGUGACACGACGGACGAUCCACACUCGACGAGGAGGGUAAGAUAGCCCUGGACACGGCAUCUUGCAGAGGGCCGAGCGACGCCGCUGCAGCUGCGGAUGUGCCACUGGCAUGGCCACCAGACGACAGCGAUGCAGUGGCCUCGUGCAGUGAUGCAAGAAUGGCCAUCUGGAUCUGCGCAUCAUGCUGCUCGUCUUCCUCCCUGCACACACGGAAAGGACACCUCUGCCGUGGUGCUUGGCUAUGCACCGCACGUCUGUGGCAGACAACGAACCUGUCGUCUUGGGCUUGCUGUUCUGGGUAGUGAGUGUCGUCUGCCGGUCCGAAUGACGGCGGUGAGGCAGAUGCAGCUGCGGCCGCGACACCUGACGAGUGAGAUGAGGGCCUGCAAACCAACAAGGGAUGCGGCUGGGAUGAGUAACAGAGAGAAUAUCAUCUCCUCCACUGGCCAAGACUCACUUGUUUCGGUUCGGCCGACGUGUGCCCUUGCUGUCAGCACUACCGAGCCGAUCAGAUGACUGAGAAGCCACGGGCACCCUGCAUGACAGCCGGGAGAAGUGAGCAAGUCUGUGCGUGUGCCUCGCUGUGCCGACCUCUGCCGUGUGUCUGUGUCUUCGCCGUCAGCACAACCGUCCUCUACGUCGCUACCAGCAUAAUGCUCAACACCCUCCUCAGCCACAGACUCAACACGCCUACAAGAGCCCCAACGACACGAGAAGAUGGACGCACGGUAAGCGACCACUGGUGUGUGCGUGAGGUGUUCUUCUGUCGGCCUGUCAAUGCCUGGCCUGGGGUACUUGACGAGUGGCGGAGGGCCCCGGUGACACGACGGACGAUGCGCACUCGACGAUAAGGGAAGCAGGUCGUCACUGACACAAAAUGAGACGACAGACACCGGCACCAUUCAUUGUGCACAUCCAUCGAUCCCCUUCUCUGUGUCUGUCUGCUUACAGCUGCUGUGGCGCAUGUGCCAGAGGCGGGAACGCAUCAUCGGCACCUCUCGCCGGUUUCGGUGCAGGCGCGAGGGGCGGAGGGGGUGGGGCCGGGUGAGAGGCACUCGAUGACACAAACGAUUGCCGCUUGGCCGACUCGCGCGGCUCCUCAGCUGACGGCAGACGGGGAGUGGAAGGGAACGGCAGAGACGACAAGAAUGAUGUGGCAGCCGGGAGGCCCAGCCCCCUGCCUCCACCCAACUUGCUGCCUACCGAUGGUCCCAUCAGCCGCUCCUCGCGCGGCGUCUGGUCGGCCGUCGACAUAUCGCUGGGGCGAGAGAGCAUAGGGCGAUCGUGGGUCUGGAAUGGAGAGUUGUCGGCUGAGGGCCGCAGGGUCGCCUUUUGCUUGGCUGUGGGGGGCUGGAAGGGCGAGAAGGGGGGAUGAGUCGAUCCUUUGGUGUGGGCAGCUGGCUGGGCCUUGACGGGGUUGGUCUGCUUAUGGCUUUCGACAGCGCGUUGAGCGAAGGCUGACCCCAACAGCAGAGCGUCGCUGUCCUCCUCAUUGGAAGCUGGCUGGUCGUCAUUGGCUGCCCCAGUGCUGUCCGCCUGGUCUUCUUCGCCCCCCGGCGGGCUGCUGGUGGGGGUGAUGGUGGAUGUUGCGCUGUGCUGCCCCUUGCCCCCCUUGCCCUUCUUCUUGCCACCCUUCGCCUUAGCCGCCUCCUCCUUCUUGUUGGCCGCCUCCUCCUCUCUGAUGAGGGCCGCCAUCUUGGUGUCGGCCUCCCUCUGCUGCCGCGCCAAGUCGGCCGCUGUGGGGGCCUCCUUGGCCUCUCGUGUGGCCUGCCGCCUCUUGUGUCUGUCGCGCUGCUCCUUCAGCUUCUGCAGCAGCUCCUGCGUCGCUUCUGUGUUGGUAAUGGGCAGCCCGUUGGGCGCCGCCGGGCGCUCCGCAAUCACCAGCUUGCGGCAACGGCGGUCGCUCUCUGUGGCUGUGGGCAUGGGGGCGAUGUCAGCGCCCGCCUGGAGCAGCACACGGAUGGUGGUCUUGACGUUGGGGAUCCGGACGGUGAGGCGGUCCCUCACGGCCUGCCCCGUGUUGUCGCCUCGCAGCUGGUGAAUGGCCUUACCGAGCGAUCGUGCAGCGAAGCCGAGGGGUGUGAGGGGGUGCGGGUCACUCGGCAGCCCUCUGUUGACGUCAGCAGCGGCGAGACGGCGGCAGAGAGACGCAGCGACACAGUGCGAGCCACGGGCCGCCGCGUGGUGCAAUGGCGUCGCUCCCAUGUGGUCAGUCGCCGUGAUGUCGGCCCCGUUGGCCACCAGCAGGUCGAUGUAGCUCUCGAUGAACUCCUGAGACCAGACGGGAUGCACGAUCGCCGCCACAUGCAGCGGACUAGUGCCAGUGCCCGAAUCGGUCUCGGUUGCGAGGCUGCCGUCACGCUGGACGAGCUGCCGGUAGAAGGACAGCAGGGUGGCCUCACUCUCCCUAGUCGGCUGGUCCGUCGGCAAUGUGCGCGGCAGCUGCAUCACCCAUCGGCCCUGCAGCUGGAUGCCUGGGACAGAGAGACAGAAAGACAGACGUUCAGACAUCAUGGUGUGUGUGCCGUGUCGUGAGUGCUGUGAAUGGGUGUGUACCUGGCUGACUCAUCAGGAGAUCGAAGGCGGCCCGGUGGCACGAGGCGAUGGCCACUCGGAUGGGCGAAGCAACACCACCCGCAUUGAUGUCGGCCCCUGUCUGGAUGAGGCUGCGCAUGAUGGCGAGCUGGAGUCCGAGCGUCCGCCACAUCGGCAUGGCGACGGGACAGUCGUCAUCGCUGUCACCAGUACCGCCGUCGGGUGCCCAGAUGGACGGCACGCUGUUGUCAGUGAGGUUGUCGAUGGACAGCGACAGCAGCGAAUAGGCCAU
Vitrella brassicaformis is the source of this 4034-nucleotide messenger RNA. The record is from the annotation of a GenBank genome assembly. NCBI's taxonomy places the organism in Eukaryota, Vitrellaceae.